Molecule: messenger RNA, 3826 nt
Organism: Larimichthys crocea (large yellow croaker)
Lineage: Eukaryota; Metazoa; Chordata; Actinopteri; Sciaenidae
Gene: hgfb
Product: hepatocyte growth factor b
Exons: 18
Coding region: 154-2265 (703 amino acids)
Biological process (GO): proteolysis
Molecular function (GO): signaling receptor binding; serine-type endopeptidase activity
Source: RefSeq, a predicted model, not a curated record
AGGGGAGGGAGGCGAGGAAGUACUUAGACAGGAGACGCAUCAUCUGUGCAGUGGUGAAAGCAACAUCUCCCGGUUGCAGUCCGACAGCGCAACAAACAGAAUUUUUUUUUUUUCCAAAAUUUGUUUCAGAACCUGUUGUUUUGUGACGCCGCGAUGUGGAUUUACAAGCUCAUUUUCGGACUCUUCAUCAUCUCUUGUUCUGAGGGCAGGAGAAAUGCGCUCCAGGACUACCAGAAGACUGAGGGUAUGCGACUGCUGGUCGGGUCUCCUGAUUCUUCCCACCUGACCAAAAGCAAGAAGGUGAGCAUGGCAAAGUGUGCCAGAGCCUGCAGCCGCAACAGAAGACUCCCCUUCACCUGCAGAGCGUUCCUCUAUGAUCAUAAAAACAGGAAAUGCCAAUGGCUGUCAUUCGACAGGAACUCACCAGGAGUCCAGAGUCAACAGGACUUCAACUACCAACUUUAUCAAAAGAAAGACUAUGUUAGGGAGUGCAUUGUAGGUACAGGUCAGAGCUACAGGGGGCGGAGGUCAGUGACAGUAAGUGGGAUCCUGUGCCAGGCCUGGGCCUCUCCUAUCCCUCAUGAACAUAAAUUCAUGUCCAAGAGGUUCAGGAAGAAGGACCUUAGAGAAAAUUACUGUCGCAACCCAGACAACUCCACCGUUGGCCCGUGGUGCUUUACCACUGACCCCCGGCCACACCUCAGACACCAGGAGUGCGGCAUACCACAGUGCUCACAGGUUGAGUGUAUCAACUGUAAUGGGGAAGAUUACAGAGGACCCAUGGACCACACAGAAAGUGGAAAGGAAUGCCAGCGUUGGGACCUGGAUGGACCACACAAACACCUGUACCACCCCAAGAGGUACCCUGACAAGGGCCUGGAUGAUAACUAUUGUAGAAACCCAGACGGACGCCACAGACCCUGGUGCUUCACCACGGACCCAAACACACCCUGGGAGUACUGCAACAUCAAAGUUUGUGAAACACCUUCUAAAAGUAAUGUGAUGGAAACAACUGAUUGCUACCAGGGCAGAGGAGAGGGUUAUAGGGGGACAGUAGAUGUGAUGCCUACCGGACUCACCUGCCAACGCUGGGACUCUCAGUAUCCCCAUAACCACACAUUCAUACCUGAAGCCUACCCCUGCAAAGACCUGAGAGAAAACUACUGUCGGAAUCCAGAUGGCCAAGAAUUACCCUGGUGCUUCACUACAGACCCAAGAGUACGCACAAUGUUCUGCACCAACAUCCCUCAAUGCGGCACCCAAAACAGGCUCAGUGGCUGCUAUGAAGGCUUUGGACAGGAUUACCAAGGAGAGCAGUCAAGGACUAGAUCAAACCUACCCUGCGCUCCCUGGAGAGACCACGGCAACAGUGACCUGGAGGGAAACUACUGCAGAAACCCUGAUAAAGACAAACAUGGUCCGUGGUGUCACACCAACAACUCUGCCAUUCCCUGGGACUACUGCCAUGUAAAACCAUGUGAUGCUUCACAAAACACUAUUCCACUGGGUGAGCUGUCAUCUGUGGCGUGUUUUGUCCAUAAGAAAACCAGGAUUGUGGGAGGAGAUCCAGUGGUAUCAGAUGGCAGCUGGAUGGUCAGCAUACAAAAAGGGGGGACGCACUGGUGUGGGGGUUCGUUAAUACGAGACGAGUGGGUACUCACUGACAGACAGUGCUUCUCCUCAUGUGUUCCUGACCUCAGUGAGUAUCGGGUGUGGCUGGGCGUCUCAGAUAUUCAAGAGGGUUCUCCCAACUCUUCCAUGAGACAGGAAGUCAGCAUAACUCAUGUGAUAUGUGGUCCAGAGGGCUCCAGUUUAGCACUCAUAAGGCUGUCUAAGCCUGCCCUCCCUGCAGACAACGUUCAUACAAUUCAGCUACCCGUGGAUGGGUGCUCCAUCCCAGAAGGAAGACUGUGUAAAAUGUAUGGAUGGGGAGAAACGAAAGGCACUGGCCAUGAUGACUUAUUAAAGGCGGUUGACCUGCCUAUUGUAAAUAAUGAGAGGUGCAGAGAGAUGCACAGAGGAAACCUCCACAUCACCAACACCAAGAUUUGUGCAGGUGGCAAGAGGAAUGAGGGAGUGUGUGAGAGGGAUUAUGGCGGCCCUCUUGUGUGUCAAGAUGGUGAGAUCAAGGUUAUUGUAGGAGUAAGUGUCCAUGGCAGAGGGUGUGCUCGAGCAAACCAGCCUGGCAUCUUCAUCAAUGUGCCCUUCUACACGCAGUGGAUCUACAAGGUCUUCAGAUAUUACCCCAACCCUGAGAUCAUCUAGAGACUCAUUUGGGAAUAAAACAGAACCAGGGAACUAAAUCAAACCUUGAGCCUCUACUUCUAUAAAUCCUGCGGUGCACUCAGGACACCUGGUUCAUAUCUACGUAGCCCACAAAUCAAUGAGAAUCUGAUCUGAGGAUGCACUCCUAAUAGAUGAAUGGAUGGGAAACACUGAACACAUCAUAAUCCGAUCUCAUACUGAUUCUGAUGAAGAGUCAUUGAUGCUAAUUAUGAAGAGUAAAAAAUUGAUACUGUUCAUAUCUUGUGACAAAGAAGGACAUUUCUGAUUGAGUUGGGAGCAGAUCAGGCAAAUAAACAUUUAGUUUCAUCCAUUUUUAACGGUUUUAUUGUGGUAGCAAAUCCACCACAGUGGUAUGUGUGCAUGUGAAUACUCUUGAUUCCUGGCAUUACUUGAAUGUUUUAAACACCAAAGAGCAGUGGUUCAGCAACUCCCUCUGUAGAGUACAUCAAUGGGCCACUUAAAAAACUAUCCAGUGGUAAGGCAAUGUUAAGGGCACUCUUGCCAAGCAUCUCCAGGGGCUUAAAUAAAGUGGUCCUUACUGUACAUAGUAUUUUAAUGAGUGUAUUUGUGACACUCUAAAGGUGAUUUGGGUCUUAUAGACCUAUAAUAAGAGAAAUGAAUGUUGUGGUAGACAGAUAAAUGUGCUAUCUAAAUUUCAGUUUUCAGUCAGCUGUAUGGAAAAGCCCAAAUAAACUCAAUUUAUAAUAUUUUUAAUUUUAUCACAAAGCCACUGACUGUAUAUAUGAACAUGCUUUUUGCAUUCUGUGUAGAUGAAAGGAAUGUAUGUCUGGUCAGCCUUUAUAGGUUUUGAAAAAAGCAGAAAAUGUAACGUUCAUGUGUACACACAAACUCUCUUAUGGAAUCUAAUAUUUCCUUUAACCUAUGUUAAUUCAUCGUGCAUGUGCAUCUGUUCGUUUUUUUUUCUUCUGCAGCAGUGUCGGUAUGCAAAAAGAAAACUGCAGAAGGAAAGACAGUGUGUGUGUGUGUGUGUGUGUGUGUGUGUGUGUGUGUGUGUGUGUGUGUGUGUGUGUGUGUGUGUGUGUGUUUGAGCUAGAGCUGAAUGAAUUAUCCUCUCCCCACACUCAGACGCUGGCAGACCACCAAAUCCAAUCCACUCUGGAUAUUAACGUCACAAAGUCUGUCACUUCAAACUUUGUCAUGGAGAAGAAGAGAUAGUCUUUGUAACUGCAUUGUCUGUAAUGGAUGUUUCACUGAGAUGACUGAAUGGCCCUUGAAACAAAUUAACACAUCUCUUUCAGCAGUGUAAAUGAUUGAAAUGGCUUUAUAUUAUAACUGCAUUAUGUUUGUAAGAGUGAGAAAAUGUUUCUGUGUGUAUGUUUGUGUGUGCGUGCGUGCGUGCGUGUGUGUACUGAAAGAUGCUGCAAGCUGCUAUACUCUACAGGUUGUACAGUGCUGUCUUAUGUUCUCUGUAUAAUGUACAUUCACUAUAAAUCUCUUGUCAUCUUAUUCAAUAUGCUAAAUGUUAAACACAAUUUUAGCAAUUUCAGCAUUUCCUAUUUGAAAUGUUUUAUGAUGUUUG